Messenger RNA from Amoebophrya sp. A25, 5654 nucleotides. Lineage: Eukaryota; Dinophyceae; Syndiniales; Amoebophryaceae. The record is from the annotation of a GenBank genome assembly.
GACAACUGUCACCAUGUUGCAGUCAAUUUCCAAUGAAGAGAUCAUGAUCUUCAAUUCAUCGUUUCAAAUAGACUUGGAGGAAAAUUGGAAAUUGUCAUACUACACAAAAAUUGGCCAAUAGAUACCACUACCACGACCACUAGGGAAAACUGCUACUAGAUCAAGGGAGGGGAUACAGUUGCGACGGCCACUAUAUCUUCUCCACCUUGUUGAAAGCUGUGAAGAAAGAGCACGUUUAUUUUUUGAUUUUACUUUGAGUUCAAGUUGUUGAAGAUUUCAAUGGUGGUGUCAAGCACAUUUUCGGCGAGCUUGGUUCCGCCUACAUCCGGCUAUAAGCAGGAUGGACAGGAGAUGAAUCAGGAGUUAGUGGGUGGCGGAGGUGGAGGUGCGACUUCUUCGACUGGUCCUGCAGGUAAUGCAGGUCCUGGUCCGCGAUUUAACCCUAGCGCUUGGGCAGAGCAACGGCGUGAGCGCAUUCAAAAGGGAGAGGAGCUGAGGGAACGGAAUAGGAAUCGACUUUUAGCUAGUGGCCAGCUGGCAGGCAGUGGAGGAGGUUCAUCGUCUUCAUCUUUGUCUGCAGCAGCCUCAUCUUCGAGUGCGUUCGAAAAUAGCGGAGUGCCGGUUGUGCCACAACAGCACAUGAGCAAUAGUACUACGGCUUCUACUAGCAAUGUUGUGUCUGGUGUUGAUCCCGCCUCUAUUAACCCUUAUGCACCAAAUGUUAGUGGACCUACAGGAACUGCACCAUCCCCCAGUACAACCGGUACAACCGAACAACCCCUACCUCGAAGAACACCUGCACCAUCAUCUGGAGGGGCAGGAGAAGAUGGUGGGGGACCCUUGUUUGACCGUAAGUAUUUGGGAACGAGAUACGAGCACCAAAAUUACCGAUACGCGAGAUACAAUAGUGCAGAGUAUGACAGUGGAGGUUCGAUUUCUGGUCAAGCACAGAUGGAGGAAAACAGUACUACAAAAAAUAACGCUCAUGCUGGGACAUCAACAUCGGCUAAUUCUCGUGUUGACAUGAUUAUACCCAGCAGUACAACGAACGCAAGCACACCACCAGCAAGUAAUUUGCCGCCACCUAGGAAGUUCAAUAGUAGUUCGUCAUCGUCAGCACUUUUGCCUCCGAAUAACAGUAGUCCGCCAGGGUCUGCGAGUGGAGCUUCGAGACCAGGACGCUACACUUUAGAUUCGCCACCAGGUGGGGAAGCUGCUGUUCCUGCGGUUGGCGGUGGGAGUGGUGCGGGAGACUACGCCGGCGGACAGUCGGAGGUAGAAUGGUGUUGAGAUGAUCGAUUUUUCUUGGACACUUCUUGCUUCAUCAAGUGGGUUGUGAAAUUAGAAUUAGGAUUAGGUUUAGGUGAUGUCAUGGUGCAAACGCAAAGCAUUUUUCACAUGAAGAUCAUAAGUAGUAAAGAGUGUCACCACUACAAAAUGAUUCACAUGAUUCACCCUCAUCUUGUUCAACAGUCCCAAGACGAGGGUACGCAGGAGGUGCAGCAAGCGUGGCUUGGCAUGUUAAGAGGCGGUAACAACUCUCAUCAAAGCGAAGAUCCACUAGUUUUUGGCAAGCCUGUUGUGACAACGACAGCCGCUCCAAAACGUAAAGUAGGCACGGCCUCGUCAGGCGGUGGUCCAGAUGGAGGUCCUGCAUCUGGAGGUCCUAGCACUAGUAGAGUUAGGCGCUUUGGGGCACAACCGAAGAGCGGUGAAGGCGAAAAUGGGGGGCCUAGCAGUCGACCUGCUAGUGGGUACUAGGUUUUUUUCUGUCGGUGGGUGAGAAAGUGAACGGUAAUUGCUUAUACAUUCGUAAAGACUCUCACUCUGACAAUCGUUUUGUUCUCUAAUAUGAUUUGAACAAGAUCGACGUACUGUACUAGCGACUCGACGUAAGCUACUCCAUUGAGAUGCUGUAACAGGUACCUCUCAAGCAAGCUUGGUUCAGCAGUCGGAGUUAUGCCUGACCACAUCAAGAAGAAGAUACGAACGCGAGAAACACAGAGGCAAAAAGGUAGGUUGAGCGCUUCUGCGAGUACAGCAUCAGCUGGCGGUGCAGGAGCUAGCAAUAACCACGAUUCAAAAGCAGUGUCUUACACGCUGGAUGAACCAAAUCCAAACAACAAUCAUGGAGCAGGUGUAAAUCUAGUAAGUAAUGCGAAUGCCCUUGGUUAUAACAUGAACAUUAAUGGACCCGGAGGCGGAGCAGAACAGGAAGGCGGUGCAACUGCCUCAGGGCGAAGAGGAGCCAUGCUGUGUGAAGGCGACCACAACGGGGUGACGCCAUCUAAGGAGACGAGGCAAGGACCUGCACAACGGAUUCGGACAAGACCUGGCUCACAACAGAAUGGGCAAGGUGCUGCGAACACUCUCGUAUCAUCUUCUGGUGGAGGUGCCACAACUAGCGAUCCAUCAGGAGGAGCCACGCAACUAUUGCACCAACCGCCGCCACGCACGAAUCCGUAUCUGUCCAGUGGCAAUAGUGGCGCGGGUACCAGUGGCAGUUCAUCGCUGAUAACGCCAGGAACAAGUUCAGGAGGAGGUCAACAACAUUCCAAUAUUCCCCAGCCUGGUACAACUGGCGGAGCUGCGAACAAUAGUGGAAACAAUCUAGCAAGUGGUGGAGCCACUUCUAGUUCGAAUUCGGGUCCCGGCCAUAACAACACAUCUUCAUCUGCGAAAACUUCUCAAAAGGAGCAAGCAACCACUGGUGGAGAAGCGCCUCUUCACGGUGGAAGAGGGUAUCAUGGCAGUACGUCUAGCACGAUAUCAACUGGUAGUGGCUCCUCGUCAUCUGCGGGUGUCGGAUCAUCUUCAGUGUACUCCGGAGCUGGCGGAAGUUCAUCUUCCACCACUACUCGGACGUCGAAAAACAGAACCCGCGCAGCGAGUGGGUCGAAUAUGCCAGGUCGAAAUAGUCAAGCGGGGGGUUUUGAUACAGGAGGCAUGGACUUUGGCGCAACGCUGUACAACAAUAACGACCAUGGCAUUGGAGGAGGUGGAAACGAUCGGGAUGAGAAGAUUAAGGCUCCUCAGUCUCACUGUUGUACAUUUAAUUCAUCAUUGUACAUGAUUCAUCAUUGAUUGAUUGUAUUUUUUAUUCAUCUUUGACUUUCAUCGAUUUCGAUCCUACUUGAAAAGUAUCUAUGGGCUCAACCAAGUAUCUAUCUUCGUGCUAUGAUACUCGGGCGAGGAUGUUGUAGGUCAGUAGGUCAAAGAUGAAAGAUGGAGGGCGCUAAGUAGAGCUUCCGACAGAUGUUCGACAAGAAUACAUUGCGAAUCGAGAAAGGAGGCAAGCUAUUUCAGGCCGUUAUUGAGAAAGUUAGAGCUGGAGCUUUGCCUGAACUUGCGCCACCAACAGACAGUUUGCCGCCAUACAAAAGCAAUAGCGUGAAGGUACAUUUGAUACUACUAGAAGUUUCUUGAUUCUCCUAUGGCUAUGAUGAAUGGGACAGGUACUCAAAGGCAAAGAAGAUUUCAUAUGACACCUCAAUUUCUACAUACACACAGGUCUUCGUCCGGAAGCGUCCUAUGUUUGAGAAGGACCUGCGAAAAGAAGAUUUCGACACCGUGACAGUCCACCCUGGCCAUGUCAAUAUCCACAAUUGCCUCUACCAAGCGGACUUGAAGACCCAGUUCGUCCAACACAACAGUUUCCAUCUAGACAACUGUUUUGGAGAGCAUGCGACAAAUGACGACGUGUAUCAGCAAGCAGCCUCAGGCUUAGUCUCCCAUGCAUGCAAUGGUGGGGUCGCGACGAUGUUCAUGCUGGGGCAGACAGGCUCAGGCAAGACGUUUACAAUGACCGCGAUCGAAAGCAGAGCGGCGAAACAGGUCUUCGAAAUGAACAAAUAUGGCAAGUAGAAGACGAGAUGUGGACUUGGAAUCACAAGCGAAGUAUCAGUAGAAGAUCUUAAAACUUGAUUUUAUUCAACCUCCAGAGAAACUACUAGCUAUCAUCACUUCAUCGAGAUGAUGGUAGUACCUUCUUAGAAUCUACUUGAAUCUGCAACUACAUCUUCCCUUCCUUGUCCUGCUUCUAACUCUGAAACGCAAGCAACGGUGGACGACAGCAAAAAGCAGCAAUCCAGUUUCUAGAAGUGAGAAAUAAUCGGGUUUUCGACCUUUUGCAUGAAAGCGGGGAAAAAGAAGUAAAACUGCGCGAAGUCUCGAGUGGAAAGUACUUGUUUUGUCUCUUCAUGUGUAACGUUCAACCUCCUUUCAUCAAUCAACCUAUUAUCGGUCGGAACAAAAAAUUCCCUCUAUGUUCCGCGUUGGAUCUCACAGGUACGCCAUCCAAGACGCCUACGAAUUAGAGUGCUCUGCUGCAACAGAGUUACGAGCCUGUAUGCAAAUCGGGCAUCAUAGGAGGCGCACAGAAAGCACUGACGCAAACGACACGUCAUCUCGGUCACACGCAUUGUGCUUGGUACUUUUUUAUUGUCAAGUUCAACGAGGCAUUCAGGACAGAUGGCGCAAUGAUUAAGCAGAACCUACCGAUCCGCCUUAGCUCUGAGCUUCUCAAAAUCAUAAUUACAAACUUCUCUUCCAGAUCCGUCUCGAAUCAGGAGGAAAGUUGGUUCUAGUAGACUGCGCAGGAACCGAGAGACGGAAAGACAGUAUGUACCACACGCGGGAACGGCAGCAAGAGGGCGCGCAAAUUAACGCGAGCUUGCAUGCGCUGAAAGAAUGUACUGAUGUCAGCAUACAACUUGUAGUUGUUCAAUUAUAUUAGAUAUAUACUGCAACAACUUGAUAGAUGUUCAUGAACCGGCGGGACGCCAUCUGGUAUAAGAGGGCUACCCUGAUCGUGAGGAACAAUCUGUCUUCCACAUCAAAAAAAAGGUAUCCGCCAUAAAGCAGAGUUCAAUCGAGUGCCGACUCAUGUCUACCGGUCUUCGUGUCUGACGAAAUUACUAGCGGACGCUUUCCAAGACAAUGGAGAACUCUGCAUCUUCUGCACUGUGUCGCCGUGCGCGACAGAUACAGAACAUAGUACUUCCGACUGGAUGUGAUAGUAACACAUGAUGCUGGCUACCUUACCCUUACGUCGUUCUUACUUUGAUGAAGAAGUUCAACAACAAGAUCAUUCUCCAAUUUUUUUUGUGUCUCGAGGUCCAGGAGAAGAUCCCUCAGUCAUCUGAAAGCAUCGUACUUGCAUCAAAAGGUAUCACCACUCUCCGAACCGGUUUUGCGCUCACGGGCCGUCCUGGCAUAUACACUCGCGUGCACAAACAGGAAGACCUCGAGAAGUUUGUGAAUCCUGAUCCCGUGAAACGGUCUGUGCCACCGCAAAUUAAGGCUUCAAGAAGAAAUUCACCUGAGACUUAGUAGAAUUAUCAAGCACCUUUUUUUUGCUUGUUUCCGAAGGCGAACAAGGGAAAACAGGCAACAAGAUGCAUGACGCUCUACACAAUGUAUUUGGAUUUCUUCCACCUAGCUCUAAAACUAAGUGGGAUGUGAAAGGCGUCCAAGCAUGGCUGCAUUCGAUCUGUGGACCAGAAGCAUCUACCUUACUGCCAGCAGGAACGACUGGCCAUAUGUUGGUGCGAAUGCCAGAGCAACGGUUUGUGCAGCUUUUUGGUUGCGCAAGGAAAGGGCGCAAACUCUACGACGCAUUAAGGGACGAAAUCGCGGCUGCGAAGCAAUACUGA